GCAUAUAUUUUUUUGUCACCCUACUCUUCAGGACAUUGUGACUCCUCCUGAAGGUUUAUAGAAGUAAUGGAUGACCUAAAAUAGAUGCCUGUAAAAGCCUUAAUAAGACUGAGUCAACUGUUCACCAUGACCAAGGCAAAGUCCUUUUACAGCAUGCACAACUGUUUCAUGGUAUUAGAAGUGCAAAAUACAAUUAAACAAAUUACAAGUGGAAAGGGAGCCAAAUUGCCAGUUAUUAACAUUAAAUUGAUAGUAAUGCACAGCAGAAAGGCCUGGGGGAAAGCACUUUAAUAACAUGAAAAUGAAUUAUAAUGAUCAGUCUCUAACUCUCACUUUGUCUCUUUCUUUCAUACACGCACGAACACAGUGUUCAAAAUGCGUCCGGUUCUGCCAUGGAUGUGUGUGGGAUUUUGAGGAGGGCAAAUCAAGCCUCGACAUGCUUCUGUCAGUGUGGGAAAUCAACUGGUGUAUUAUUUCAGAAGUUUCUUCCGAGCUGAGGUUUCCUAUCUCAAUCUCCUUUCUGAAAAAAAAACCAGGUGGCGGGCGAGGGGAGGGGGCAACCGGGCAUGACCGAGGCCGACGGGGAGAGCGGCAGCGGUGGGCUGAAGGGGAAGGAGCCGCCGUGGCACCACCUGGACACCCCGACCGCGUGCGGCUGCCCCAUGGACGAGCACAGCAACUUCCUGCAGCCGUUCGCCCUUCAUGGGCAGUACCUGCGCAGUGCCAGUGUGCCCACUGAGAACAUCCUGCUAAGACGCCCGCUGACACUGGACCAAGACGCCUUCCGCAGACCAGCAAAGCAACGUAGACCCUCCCUAUCCCAGACCAUCAAGAGCACCGCGGGGAAGAGCGUGCGAUUUCACCAGAUGAGCGCGGUGCUGGUUAAGGGGCGCUGCUGCUCCCGCCUGAAGGGCCCGAGGCGCCAGUCACUGCCCCACAUCGUCCUCAGGGGCACGGCCGACUGGUUCGGCAUUGGCAAGGAUGCCGACACCACCCAGAGGUGGCAGAGGAAGAGCCUGCAGCAUUGUAGCCAUCGCUACGGCAAGCUGAAGGCCCAGGUGGCACGGGACAUGGACCUGGCCAGCCAGGACAACCUGUCCAUAGCCAGCACAGAGACGCCACCGCCACUCUACGUGCCCCCGCCGCAGCGGGGCAUGCAGAAGAUCGUGGACCCACUGGCCCGGGGUCGCGCGUUCCGGAACAUGGAAGAGGCGGACGCGCAAGGUGGGCCUUCCCCCCAUGCUCCUGUCACACCGGGCACCAUCUCCCUCUGCUCCUUCACCAGCUCGCGUUCUGGCUUCGCCCGGCCGCCCCGCCGACGCAAGAGGGAAUCUGUCGCCAGGAUGGGCUUCCGGGCAGCUGCGGCCCUGGUGAAGGGUCGUUCCGUGAGAGAAGGUACGAUUCGCCGAGUGCACAGACGCAGUUUCACUGCCGCCAGCUUCCUUGAAGAUGAUACAGGAGAUUUCCUCGAUGAGCUGGAUACCUCCUUCUUCACGAGGGAUGGACUUGUACAAGAUGAACUAUCUACGUACAUGGACGACGUGUUCGAGUCACCCUCCGAAGCCGCCAUCCGUGAGAAUGAUGCCAGCCAAGUGCCCGAGGAGUCUGACCUGACUGGCAGUGCCCUGGGCAAAUCUGAGUUAGAGAGGAGCCACCUAAUGCUGCCACUAGAGAGGGGCUGGAGGAGAGCGAGGGAUGGCGUCCAGGUCCAGCCUAAACUGCGCUUAUGUCAGGAGGUGGUGAGCGUGAGCGGGCCCAGACGGGGCCAGCGUAUCAUCACGCCCGUCAGGAAGCUCUUCGCCCGUGACAAACGCCCAUACGGCCUGGGCAUGGUGGGCCGGCUCACCAACCGCAUGUAUCGCAAGCGCAUUGACAGCUACGUGAAAAGACAGAUAGACGACAUGAAUGACCACAGGCCGUUCUUCACAUACUGGAUAACGUUUGUUCACUUGCUCAUUACCAUCCUGUCAGUGUCCAUCUAUGGCAUUGCACCUGUGGGCUUCUCCCAACAUGAAACUGUAGAUUCUGUUUUAAGGAAUAAGGGCGUUUAUGAGAAUGUCAAGUUUGUUCAGCAAGAGAACUUCUGGGUUGGCCCGAGCUCAGAGGCGUUGAUUCACUUGGGAGCCAAGUUCUCACCCUGCAUGCGCCAGGACCAGCAGGUUCACGACCUGAUCCAGGAGAAGAAAGCAAAGGAGCGUCACUCAGCCUGCUGUGUCCGCAAUGACCAAUCAGGCUGCUUGCAGACCUCUCAGGAGGAGUGUUCUAGUACUUUGGCUGUGUGGGUGAAGUGGCCGCUGCACCCUAGUGUUGCAUAUCUAAACGGUGAAACACGCAAUUAUGGCUCCGUUUGCCACCAAGACCCCAGGAUCUGUUUGGAGCCAGCCUCUGUCUCUCCCCACGAGUGGCCCGAUGACAUCACCAAAUGGCCUAUCUGCACCAGGUACAACACAGGGAACCACACAAACCUGCCACACAUAGACUGCGUGAUCACAGGCAGACCAUGCUGCAUUGGAACCAAAGGCAGGUGUGAAAUCACAUCCAGAGAGUACUGUGACUUUAUGAAGGGCUAUUUUCAUGAAGAAGCCACACUUUGCUCUCAGGUGCACUGCAUGGAUGAUGUGUGUGGCCUGCUCCCUUUUCUCAACCCAGAGGUCCCAGAUCAGUUUUAUCGCCUGUGGCUCUCCCUCUUCCUGCAUGCUGGGAUCGUGCACUGCCUGGUGUCCGUGUGCUUCCAGAUGACCAUACUGAGGGAUCUGGAGAAAUUGGCUGGUUGGCUGCGCAUAUCAAUCAUCUACAUCCUCAGUGGCAUUACAGGCAACUUGGCCAGUGCCAUCUUCCUCCCCUACAGGGCUGAGGUGGGGCCAGCGGGCUCCCAGUUUGGCAUCCUGGCGUGCCUGUUUGUGGAGCUCUUCCAGAGCUGGCAGAUCCUAGCACGCCCGUGGCGUGCCCUGGCCAAGCUGCUGGGCGUGGUACUGAUCCUGUUCGCCUUCGGCCUGCUGCCGUGGACCGACAACUUCGCGCACGCUUGCGGCUUUGUGUCAGGCCUGCUCCUCUCCUUCACCUUCCUGCCCUACGUCAGCUUCGGCCGCACCGACAUGUACCGCAAGCGUUUCCAGGUGUUGGCGGCACUGGCGCUCUUUCUGGGCGUGCUCACCGCGCUGGCUGUGCUCUUCUAUGUCCACCCGCUCAAGUGCGAGUGGUGCGAGCUACUCACCUGUGUGCCGCUGACGGACAAGUUCUGCGAGAGGUAUGACCUCAACGCCCACCUCCACUGAGGCCAGAGGAGGUGAGGCACGGAGGCACGGGGACUGCCGCUACGUCCCAGCCACAUCCUUGUCCUCAUCCAUCAGAGGCUCCGACCUCCUGCGUGGGCCUUCCUCCAUGAGAAAGUGUAGUUGUUUCACACUUAAUGAAGAAGAUCAAGGUUUUUAAUUGCCUUUAUUUGACAGGCUGAAAGAAAGACCCUCCCCAGGGAGGUGAGUUGAUUGGAGAAGCCACCAGUGCCUUGUAUCUUAGUACGAACUGCUGCCAUGUCUGGGUCCUGUCAGCUCUGGGUCCUGUCAGCUCUGGGUCCUGUCAGCUCUGGGUUCUGUCAGCUCUGGGUCCUGUUAGCUCUGGGUCCUGUCAGCUCUGGGUCCUGUCAGCUCUGGGUCCUGUCAGCUCUGGGUUCUGUCAGCUCUGUGUCCUGUCAGCUCUGUGUCCUGUCAGCUCUGUGUCCUGUCAGCUCUGGGUUCUUGUCAGCUCCUUUGCUCUUAACUUCAGUACCUCCACUACUACUGGAGUGGCGAAUAUUUGGUAACGUUUUAGCUACCUACUCACCUGUAAUACAGAAUACAGUGACAGUAAACUUAAUGUCCUGCG
Electrophorus electricus (electric eel) is the source of this 3861-nucleotide messenger RNA. RefSeq names its product rhomboid 5 homolog 1b (Drosophila) (gene rhbdf1b). Gene Ontology annotation, molecular function: serine-type endopeptidase activity. NCBI's taxonomy places the organism in Eukaryota, Metazoa, Chordata, Actinopteri, Gymnotiformes, Gymnotidae. The record is from RefSeq and is a predicted model, not a curated record. Gene Ontology annotation, cellular component: endoplasmic reticulum membrane. Gene Ontology annotation, biological process: regulation of protein secretion; regulation of epidermal growth factor receptor signaling pathway.